AAUAGUUAGUCUGUAAAGAUUGCUAUUGUCGGAAAAGAGUAUCACUGUCACACACCACUAUUUGCCUACUUACAAAUUUUGCUGACCAUAAGAUGCCGCUUGUUCUUGUGAUGUCAACUGAACAUACUUCCGUGACAUAUUACAAUAUACGGCAAUAGCAUGAUCAAAUAGAAAAGUUUCUCUAACCACCGGAUAUGGUGCACUGUGGACAAUACGCCAAAGAAUAGAAUUAGAUGAUAGGUACUAACUGUCGAGCAGUUGAACGUUUUUUGUCGUUUGCGAUAAUCUCAGCAUAUGCCAUUGAAUUGCGAAGCGUUCACACGCGUGUUCAGUGUUCGGUAUGGGACGACGGUUAUCGGGUGGAAAUUUUCGAAAGGGCGUGUAUUAUUUGAAAGUAGUUCGAAAAAUUCCGUUGCACGGUAACCUAUUUUCCACUAUCCUCAAACGACAAAUCAUCAAACGACGUGCGUUUAAAAUCACUACAAUAGAUUAAAUUGGUACGCUGCUUUCCAACACACGCCCCGCAAGAAAACGUGUGAUUUGUUUAUACUUUCCAACAUGUAGAAGGUGUCUAGCCUAUGAUAAAGAAAUUAUUAAAAGGGCAUCAGGUGAAUGAAACGCUUCCAGUUACACAACAGAUGGUUUCGGUUAAACUUAGUUUGUAGUGGUUUAUUGCUAGUUUUUGGAAGUAGUUUAUGACCAGAACUAAUGGAACACGAAGGAGCAAUACACUACUUACUACAUAACGUAACAAGUUUGAAGGGGUUGUACAACUUCCUAGUGGACGAUUUGGCUGACCACAGAACUAGGGAUCUACCCUUGCUGCACAAUCCACUAUGGAUCAUAGGAUGUAUCGGACUUUAUCUAUUGCUCGUGUUGCGGAUAGUUCCCGACAUAAUGCAGGAGAGGAAAGCCAUGCAAUUAAAAUACCCGAUAAUCGUGUAUGACGCCUUUCAAAUGUUGGGCAGUGCAUGUUCCAUCUAUCUGUUCUAUCGACAUGGUUGGACUUUCCAGUAUUUCUACAAAUGCAGAGCACCUGAUUUUUCCAACGAUAAGGAUUCCAUCGGAUUCAUCUACGCUGCUUAUUUUACGUUUCUCUUGAAGAUGUCAGAGCUCAUAGAAACGGUUAUGUAUGCUUUGAGGAAGAAAAAUGCACAAAUCAGUAGCUUCCAUGUUUAUCAUCACUGUUACGCUUUAGUAACAUCUUGGGGAUUCGCGAAAUAUGGCGGAGGUAGCAUGCUGAGUUACACAAUUAUCGUUAAUAGUAUAGUGCACAUAUUUAUGUACGCAUACUAUCUUAGUUCCAUUUUUGCGAAACAACUACCGUUUAGUUUAGUUCCUGUUAAAAAGUUGAUCACACUUCUUCAGAUAACUCAACUGAUAACCGUGCUCAUCAAUUUGGGCUUUGCGAUGCGUCCUGAUUGUCCCGUGCCAUUAGGCCAUUGCCUGUUUCAUGGCCCCAACAUGGCACUGCAAAUCAAAUUGUUUGCUGACUUUUAUUUGAGAACGUAUACUUCGAGGAAAACGGAAAAGGAUAACCUUCUGUUAACGUCCAACGAGGUUGUUGUUAACGUUGCUAGUAACACGUACAAGCGAAAAUGAAAGUGAAAGUUUGGGUAGCAAA
Messenger RNA from Aedes aegypti (yellow fever mosquito), 1624 nucleotides. RefSeq names its product elongation of very long chain fatty acids protein AAEL008004-like. Gene Ontology annotation, cellular component: endoplasmic reticulum membrane. Lineage: Eukaryota; Metazoa; Arthropoda; Insecta; Diptera; Culicidae. The record is from RefSeq and is a predicted model, not a curated record. Gene Ontology annotation, biological process: sphingolipid biosynthetic process; fatty acid elongation, polyunsaturated fatty acid; fatty acid elongation, saturated fatty acid. Gene Ontology annotation, molecular function: fatty acid elongase activity. The coding region runs from base 709 to 1602 and encodes 297 amino acids. The transcript is spliced from 4 exons.